Molecule: messenger RNA, 1338 nt
Organism: Homalodisca vitripennis (glassy-winged sharpshooter)
Lineage: Eukaryota; Metazoa; Arthropoda; Insecta; Hemiptera; Cicadellidae
Exons: 2
Coding region: 163-1197 (344 amino acids)
Biological process (GO): regulation of transcription by RNA polymerase II
Cellular component (GO): transcription regulator complex; nucleus
Source: RefSeq, a predicted model, not a curated record
CUACUCUGCGAAGGGCUAUUGUAUCAUAUUGGGGGUUUCACACGGUCCGGCGCGCGCCGCACGGCUCAACCUCUAGUCUUGGGUUUGCCACUGGAGAGUGAAGACGUACGUAUACUUCGGUAUUGUUUUUGUUCAAGUGUGUUGUUUUUUUUUUAAGUAAAAAUGAGUGAAACACAAGAGGUAGUGGCAGUCGAGACUGAUGAAGAUAUUGACAUGGAAAAAUUAAUUAUGUUUGUGGAAGAAAGAUCACUGCUGUGGGACAAGUCGAUAGAGGAGUAUAAAGACAGAAACAAGAACAGGGAAGCUUGGAGAGAAAUCUGUCAUGCGCUAUUUCCUGGAUUUGAAGACAAAUCCGCUUCUGAAAAGAAACAGUUGGGGGACAACUUGCUGAAGAAAUGGCGAAAUAUAAGGGAUAGGUGGAUGAAGCACAUUCGACAAGAUAAGGAUUCAAAAAGAUCAGGAGCUGGAGCUAGUAAAAUAAAAAAAUACAUAUAUCACGACCAACUUCAAUUUUUGAAGAAAAUAGCUCACCAACAUGACACAGAGUCAUCCAUCAACGUACCCGAAGGCAAUAAUUCUGUAUCACCGACGGAAGAUAUAAUAGACAAUACAGGAACUCGUAUUCCAGCGCAGCCAAACAAACCAAAAGUAACAAGAAAAAGGAAGAGAAACGAAGACGAGUUCGAACUGAAGAUGAUGAAAAUCUUAGAACAGCCGUAUGACGAAGAAGAAACUUACUUUGGCUUCUUCAGAAGUAUGGUUCCAACUUUAAAGACCUUUACUACUGACCAGUUUGUUGAAUUUCAGCUAGGCGUUCUCGGGGUUUUAAAAAACGUCAAGGCCCAAGGACAGGGUCAAGGAACCAGCCAGGUCCCUACUUCGCAAUACCAGCAAGUCCACUACCCAUAUCCCGGGAGUCAGCCUCAAAACGUGUAUUGUCCUCAACAACAACCGCAGUUUGCUCCGCAAUUUUCAAACCAGACCUACAUCAACCCAUACAUUCGUCCGAUUCACCCACAUACCUCAACCAGCAGUGAACAGUACUAUCCAAUGAACCAACAAACCAGUCAAGAAGCAAGCAACCAGCAGCCAACGCCACCAUCACGGACACCAACCCCGCAUCGUGCUACAGCUACUCCAGCAUCAAGUGUCUUGUCCUUGGAUUUCGAAGGAGAUUCAAAUGAUUUUAAUAUUUGAUAAAAGUAAAAAUAUAAAAUUUCUUAUGUAGCAGUAUUACUCUUUUGUAUAUUUCUUAUACAAUAAAUGUUAUCCAUGUACAUAUUUGUAAUGUUUUUGUAUAAACUAACCUUAAAUGACAUAUCGACUAUAUUUACAAAU